Daldinia caldariorum is the source of this 441-nucleotide messenger RNA. RefSeq lists its product as uncharacterized. The record is from RefSeq and is a predicted model, not a curated record. The transcript has a single exon. Lineage: Eukaryota; Fungi; Ascomycota; Sordariomycetes; Xylariales; Hypoxylaceae. The coding region runs from base 1 to 441 and encodes 146 amino acids.
AUGGCAUCCCAACCCCCAACCAACCCCCUGACACAACACCGCCGUCCCCCUCCGCGGCAAAUAAGCCGCGGCCCCGGGGCAGCUCGCAGCGCGGUCCCGGGCUCACCAGCGGGCGGCCCGGUCCGGGGGACGCCGACGCCGACGCUCAAGCGGGUGAUCUGGACGGGGGCGAUCGCGGCGGUGACGAUCGUCGGGGCCAUCUACGGGGCGGGCCUGAAGACGCGGUCCGAGUACCAGCAGGAGAAGCGCAAGGUCGUCGAGGCCACGCCCGAGGAGCGCGUCCGCGACCUCGAGGCCCGCCGCGCCGCCCUCGUCGCCCAGAGGCGCCCCUUCGAGAGGAAGCUCGCCGACCUGAGGGCCAGGAUGGUCAAGACCCAGGCACAGGCACAGCAGGAUGGUGGUGGUAGUGGUGCGGCGGAGGACGGGAAUGCGCGGGGUUGA